Molecule: messenger RNA, 2727 nt
Organism: Felis catus (domestic cat)
Lineage: Eukaryota; Metazoa; Chordata; Mammalia; Carnivora; Felidae
Gene: TSBP1
Product: testis expressed basic protein 1
Exons: 46
Coding region: 226-2400 (724 amino acids)
Source: RefSeq, a predicted model, not a curated record
UUCUGGAACCUUCACAGGCCACACUCCUUUAGUCUGCUUAGGUCUGAUUAACCUGAGCCACAUAGUUCCUCUGUAACCCUCUGCAUGCUUGUCUACAAGGACCUCUGCCACAUCCAAGUUCAUACUGCUCAGAAAGAGUGAGCUUGGGGUGUUCCUUUUAUCUUGAUCUCCCUUUGACAAAGAAAUCCAGAUGACACAGAACCCUCUGAAGACAACACCUGAAAAAUGGCAGUCUUGGAAAUAACUUUGGCUGUCAUCCUGACUCUACUGGGACUUGUUAUUCUGGCUAUUUUAUUAACAAGAUGGACACGACGCAAACAAAAUGAAAUUGAUGUCUCAAGAUACAGUUCAGAACAAAGUGCUGGUCUUCUGGACUAUGAAGAUGGUAGAGAUUUUCCCUCUCAGAGAUCUAAAAGAGGAAGAGGAUUCCGACAUUUAUAUUCAACAGAAAGUGACACUUCAUAUGAUGAUCGAGAGGAAUCCAAAGGAGAUUACACACUGUCUCAAUCAAGUAUUGGUAAUACAAAAGCCUUCAAAGCAACUUCAGAACCUUUAUCAGGCAGUGCAGGACCCAUAACUGGAGCCAUUGGACCCAUAAUGCAAUUCACAGCACCAAUUCCUGGCGGUACAGGACCUAUCAAGCUGUCUCAAAAAACCAUUGUGCAAACUCCAGGACCUAUUGUGCAAUAUACUGGGCCCAAUGUGGAAACUUCAGAAAUGACCACUACAGAAUCCUCUUUGGAAUCAACUCCUCACACAAACAAGGGAGCAGUUCCACCUGCCCUCACUGGUCCACCACCUUCAGUGCACAGUGGUUUGCCCUUGGCACCAAUAAUGAUUUCACAAAGAACCUCAACAAGACCUGAGAAAUCUAAGAAAAGAGAAGAAUACCCAAUAAUUGGUCCAGUAUCAGCUGUGGACAGUUCUGGAAAAAUCACACUAACUCCUAUGGAAAAGACAACAGACUCCUGCAUUAAGACUCCAGAAUCCAGUGAGACGAUCUCAGGACAAACAGUUAAAACUAAAGAACCACUCAUAAAAACUUGUUCAACAUACAGCAGAAAAUAUUCAGCAACAACAGGAAAUAUUGAGAGCAUCCUCAAAAAAAAUGCACCACCUACUGGCAUGACUUCUCCUUCCCCUGGAAAAGUUGUAAAAUCUACAGCAAAAUCAGCUCCACUCUUAAUAGAUGGGAACAUAAGGGCACCCAAAGGAAUUUGCCCACCUCUACAGAGGUUUCAGCAGAUGUCCUCCAACAAAGAACACAAAGGUAGAGCUGUACCACUUCCCAGAACCAUUGAGAACAUUUCCAAAACUGCAUCAUCCAUUAGAUUUGCUGAACCAAUUGGUAAUUUGAAAGAAGAUUCAAAAUCAGAAGUAAAAAGUGGCACUAGAGAAGCAAGGAAUAUGACCCCAAAACAGGAUAUUUAUUUGAUAAUUCAGGGAGUCCCUUUACAAAAUAGCCAGAGUGGUCCUAAAUGGCAGCAGAAGCGAGGAGUAAGUAGCCUUGAGAAGACCUAUGAAAAGAGACAAAAACAGAAAACUGGAGUGAAAGUUGAAGAGCUUCCUAAGAAAACUCAGAGUAAAGAAGAGAGAAGAGAAACAAAGGACAAAAGAAAAGAUACUAAGAAGGGCAUGAAUAAGGAAAAAGAAAUAGAUAAGGUCCAAUCAAUGGAAGGAGGUGGUGAAAAAUAUAAAGGUGAAGAAGAAAGGAUGAACAUGGAAAAGAAGGGAGAUGAGGACAAGGAGGAUGAAGACAAGAAGGGAGAUGAAGGCAAGAAGGAAGACAAGGACUUAAAGGAGAAAAAAUACAAGGAAGAGGAAAAAAACAAAAAGAACUAUAAGAAAGGAUAUGAGGACCAGAUAGAGGACAAGGACAAGGAGGGAGUGGAAGACAAGACAGAGGACAGGGAGAAGAAGGGAGAUGAGAACAUAGAGCAAGGUGAGAAUGAGGACAAGGAGAGAGAUGGAGACAAGAUAGGGGACAUGGGCAAUAAUGGAUAUGAAGACAAGAUAGAGGAUAGGGACAAGAGAGAUGAAGACCAGACAGAGGACAAGUACAAGGAGGGAAAUGAGGACAAGACAGAGGAUAUGGGCAAUAUUGGAGAUAAAGACAUGACAGAUGAUAGGGACAAGAAGGGAAAUGGGGACAUAAGGGAAGGUGAGAAUGAGGACAAGGAAGAAGAGGAAAACAAGACAGAGGACAAGGACGAGGGAGAUCCAGACAAGACAGAGGACAAGUCCAAGGAGGAAGAGGAAGACAAGACAGAGGAUAUAAAAGGAGAUUCUAUGAAAAAAAAAAGGACAAAAAAAAAAGUGGGUAAAGAGGACAAGAAGAACAUAGACCCAAAAGAAGGUUAUGGAAAGAAAAUGGGCAGUAAAAAAAAAAGAUCACACUAAAGAAAAAAUAACACUAGAUUUCAUAAACUAAAAAAACAGAAUUGAAUAAUUUUGCUCUAACACAUAAACUUCAAAACUAGCUCCCAGUCUUCUAUGAUGUAGGUUAGAAUGAUACACUCCUUACAUUCUCUUUAGUCACAAAUUUUCUGCUCCUUUGCUUGUAAUCUGGAAGAAGAUCUUUCAGAGAUUGCUUCUAUUUACAUCUCUGUCUCAAACUUCAGUUUCCAAACACAAGUUUUCAAAAUGUAUGUUCAUUAUGAACCAUUGCUGGGAAAAUACAAUUAAGUAAAAAUUAAUUAAAACUCUGAUUAAAGCAAUGUAGAGUUA